Molecule: messenger RNA, 1222 nt
Organism: Polyodon spathula (Mississippi paddlefish)
Lineage: Eukaryota; Metazoa; Chordata; Actinopteri; Acipenseriformes; Polyodontidae
Exons: 2
Coding region: 100-963 (287 amino acids)
Cellular component (GO): nucleus
Molecular function (GO): transcription regulator activity
Source: RefSeq, a predicted model, not a curated record
UUUAUUGAUAAUGUUACGGGUAAAGGGAAUUUUGCCAGCCGAAGAAACACCGUCUCCGCUGUUAGGUUUUUGCGACUGACUGCUGGUGUUGAUAAAUACAUGUUGGGCAGAGGAGUGAAACGCAAGCUAAGUGAUUACGACGAGAGCAUGGCUGCUGGUCCUCCAGGUCCCUUUGACUCCAGCCCGGCUCUUCCCUACCCCCAGCAGAGGCAGCUGGUGCUCAACAUGUGCCUGAGCAAGCUGCAGAGCUGCUGCUUAAAGGUGGAGCCCAGCCUUCACCGCUCCGUCCUGUUGUCCAAUACCCUACGCCAAAUCCAAGGUGAGAUGCUCAGUGAGGACUGCAACACAUCCCCACUCGCAGUGCAGUCUGACGGGAACUCCUGCAAUGUUGACAUCAAUCCCUACGUUGGGGGCAACCCACCUGCAACUCCCGCACACAUCCCUGACCUGCCCCCAUUGCCAAUCUGUAGUCAGGCGGAAGAAGCUAACCUGAUGACUGUUCUAUCUGAUAACGGGAUGCCUUCAACCAUCUCCAGCCAUUUAAGAGUGGCUGGCUUUGUGAAGGACAUGAGCCCACCGCCCGCCUUCCCCAGCUGGGCUGAGAAUGAGGAGCUGGACUUCUUUUCUUCCUCCUCCUCUUCUGAGGACGAAGGUAACGAUCGUCCGGCAGGCUCCAGAUCUCUAGAUUCCCUCUUUGGUUCCUUUGAAAUCCCAAAUUCCACCAGCUACUUGACAGACCUGGCUUUCGAUGAUAUCUUUGAGGACAUUGACACAUCCAUGUAUGAUUCCUCAGACUUCACAUCUGUUCUAUCUUUCACUGCCCCUCGCUCAUCAGUCUCCCCCUCUGAAGACAGCCUCAAGCCAUUCUCCACUUGCAGUUCCCUCUCCACUAAUGGCACUCAGAUCGGUAUUACAGAUUUGAAUGAUCUGGACCACAUCAUGGAGAUCCUUGUAAAAUCCUGAUAUAUGUUUUGGUGGGAUAGGGGAAUGAUUGAGGAUUUAUGAUAUAAUUUAUAUUUUAUAUUUUUAUACAGAUCAAGUUAUUUAUAUAUAAUGCAACAAAAUGUCUGAAAUCUAAAACUUCUGGAAUACUGGACACAUUUUAAAGACUAUUCAGAAGAAAAGUGUAACUGGUGCGGUUUCUAACUAAUCAUAAUCUUUCCUCGAUGAGAUUUACAAAAAAAACAUUUUAAAACAUGUGUUUAUAUUUAUUAUGGACUUC